AUGGCCGCCGCUCGCCCAAUGAUCAUGCCUCCUAACAAGGAGGACAUUGUUGCAACAUGGGCAUAUCUUCAGGAAGGCAUCCAAAAGAUUAUGGUUAAUCUGCAAGAUGGCAUGGAUCUAGCUACCUACAUGGGCAUCUACACUGCCGUGCACAACUUCUGUACCAGCCAGAAAGCCGUGACUGUGAAUACUCCUGGCAGUGGCAACCAAGCUCAUAGAGGAGCACACUUGCUCGGCGAGGAUCUCUACAAGAAAUUGAUUGAAUACUUGAACAAUCAUCUCGCUACUCUCUACGAGAAUUCAAAGGCACACACGGACGAGGCCCUACUUGCUUUCUACAUCAAAGAAUGGGACCGAUACACGACAGCUGCCAAGUACAUUCACCACCUCUUCCGAUACUUGAAUCGCCACUGGGUCAAGCGUGAAAUGGACGAGGGCAAAAAGGACACUUACGACGUGUACACACUUCACUUGGUCCAAUGGCGUACACAAUUAUUUCAGAGGGUCUCUUCCAAAGUCAUGGAUGCUGUCCUCAAGUUCGUGGCCAAGCAAAGAAAUGGCGAGACUAUUGAGCACGGCCAGAUCAAAUCAGUCGUUGAUUCUUUUGUGUCGUUAGGACUUGACGAGCACGAUGCCACCAAGUCGACUCUGGACGUGUACAGAUUCCAUUUCGAGAAGCCCUUCCUAGACGCAACCAAGGAGUUCUACGAAGCCGAGUCCAAGCAGUUUAUCGCCGAGAACAGCGUGGUAGAAUUCAUGAAGAAGGCUGAAACCCGCCUCAACGAAGAAGAGGAACGCGUACGAAUGUACUUGCACAACGACAUAGCGAUACCGCUGCGCAAGACCUGUAAUAACGCCCUGAUCGCUGAUCACCAAAGCAUCCUCCGCGAGGAGUUCCAGGUCCUAUUGGACAACGACAGGGAAGAAGACAUGGCACGAAUGUUCAACCUGUUGAAUAGAAUUCCCGAGGGUCUCACUCCUUUGCGGCAAAAGUUCGAGGCUCAUGUGCGCAAUGCCGGUCUCGCGGCAGUUGCCAAGGUCGCUUCGGAUGCCGAGAAGCUGGAACCCAAGGUAUAUGUCGACGCGCUUCUGACGGUGCACACACAGUAUCAAGGCUUGGUCAAGCGGGCUUUCAACGACGAACCCGAGUUUACUAGAUCUCUGGAUAACGCAUGUAGGGAGUUCGUUAACCGCAAUGAUAUCUGCAAAGCUGGCUCGAACAAGUCGCCUGAACUUCUUGCAAAGUACACGGAUGUGCUGCUCAAGAAGAGCGCUACUGGCGUCGAGGAAACUGAACUGGACACAACCUUGACUCAGAUCAUGACUGUGUUCAAGUACAUUGAAGACAAAGAUGUCUUCCAGAAGUUUUACUCGAGAAUGCUAGCACGACGACUAGUACACAGCAACUCAUCUUCUGACGAUGCCGAAACCAGCAUGAUUAGCAAGCUCAAGGAGGCUUGCGGUUUCGAGUAUACCAACAAGCUUCAACGCAUGUUCCAAGAUAUGCAGAUCUCAAAGGAUCUCAACAAUGGCUACAAGGAACAUGCCAAGAGCGUUACGAUUGCAUCCAAGCCCCUGGACUCGACAUACUCCAUCUUGGGAACCAGCUUUUGGCCGUUGACACCUCCUAACACGCAGUUCAACCCACCUGCUGAGAUUCAAGCCGAUCUUGAUCGGUUUGGACAAUUCUACAAACACAAGCACGACGGUCGCAAGCUCACAUGGCUCUGGCAAUUGUGUAAGGGAGAGGUCCGCACUGGAUACUGUAAGAGCAGCAAGACACCCUACACCUUCCAAGUCAGCGUCUACCAAAUGGCCAUUCUUCUCAUGUUCAACGAGAAGGAUGAGCACACGUACGAAGACAUUGCUAGCAUGACUGCGCUGUCGUCCGAGACACUCGAUGGAGCCAUUGGUAUUUUGUGCAAGGCCAAGGUACUCAACAUGAAACCUGAGGGAUCAAAACCCGGACCUGGCCACACAUUCCAUCUCAACUACGACUUCAAGAGCAAGAAGAUCCGCGUGAACCUCAAUGUCGGAACGAAGACGGAGCAAAAGCAGGAAGAAGUCGAGACGAACAAGACGAUCGAAGAGGAUCGCAAACUCGUUUUGCAGUCUGCGAUCGUCCGAAUCAUGAAGGCUCGCAAGAACAUGAAGCACAGCCAACUCGUCAGCGAAACCAUCUCUCAGAUCAAGUCCCGCUUCAUGCCGAAGGUGUCGGAUAUCAAGAAGUGCAUAGAGAUCCUGCUAGACAAGGAGUAUCUUGAACGACUCGAUGGUGACGAGCUAGGCUACCUUGCUUAA
Molecule: messenger RNA, 2301 nt
Organism: Pestalotiopsis fici W106-1
Lineage: Eukaryota; Fungi; Ascomycota; Sordariomycetes; Amphisphaeriales; Sporocadaceae
Exons: 6
Coding region: 1-2301 (766 amino acids)
Biological process (GO): protein ubiquitination; SCF-dependent proteasomal ubiquitin-dependent protein catabolic process
Cellular component (GO): SCF ubiquitin ligase complex
Molecular function (GO): ubiquitin protein ligase binding
Source: RefSeq, a predicted model, not a curated record